Molecule: messenger RNA, 1207 nt
Organism: Hordeum vulgare subsp. vulgare (domesticated barley)
Lineage: Eukaryota; Viridiplantae; Streptophyta; Magnoliopsida; Poales; Poaceae
Product: protein CHAPERONE-LIKE PROTEIN OF POR1, chloroplastic-like
Exons: 5
Coding region: 99-875 (258 amino acids)
Cellular component (GO): chloroplast membrane
Source: RefSeq, a predicted model, not a curated record
GAGUGGGCCACAGCCCAGUCCCAAGGUGAGACCUACCUCGCCGUCUCCGCCUUCCUCUAUCCAAAAUCUCCUCUCUCUCUUUGUCGCCGGCGACGGAGAUGCAGGCGGCCGUGGCCUUGAGGCAGUCCCUUCUCAUCCGACGGUUCCCAAGGGCUUAUUACCACGCCGGCGGGGCCGGGGCAGAUGGUGGCGUGCGGCUGCUAGGAAGAGGAGGCGCCUGUUGCUCCGCGAGCCUAUCCGUCGGUACCGGCGGCGGCGGCAGUGAGCAUGUUCCCGUAUUCCCAAGACAAAAAACAUGGGAUCCCUACAAGCUUCUUGGUGUUGACCAUGAUGCCUCUGAAGAAGAGAUCAAUAGUGCAAGGAACUUCCUUCUUCAACAAUACGCUGGGAAUGAAGAAAGCGAAGAGGCAAUUGAAGGUGCCUAUGAUAAGAUAAUGAUGAAGAGCUACUCACACCGUAAGAAAUCGAAAAUCAACCUGAAAAGCAAAUUAAGGAAGCAAGUGGAAGAAUCCCCAUCAUGGGCUAAGUCACUGCUUGGACACUUUGAGGUGCCAUCGAUGGAUGUUGUGUCAAAAAGAUUUGCUCUCUUCGGCUUUAUUGCUGGGUGGAGCAUCGCAACCUCUGCUGAGACCGGACCUACCUUCCAGCUUGCACUGGCACUCGUCUCAUGCAUAUACUUUCUCAACGACAAGAUGAAAAACCUUAUGAGGGCGUCUGCCACUGGGCUUGGAGUCUUUGCUGGUGGCUGGAUAGUAGGCUCGCUGGUGGUCCCAGUGAUCCCGACAUUUACUUUCCCGCAUACUUGGUGUCUAGAGCUCCUUACUUCGCUGGUCGCUUAUGUAUUUUUAUUUUUGGGCAGCACUCUUGUCAAGUGAAAUCUGUGACACUUGAAACUGUUGUUGUUUGUGCGAGAUUUUCUCUUGCUGACGUCUCAGUGGACUCAGUUCACCCUUUUGACACAUGAGUAUAGAUAGAUGCCCUAUUGAGAAACCGAAACUUGGGCCACUAUUGUUCAGAUCCGGUAAGGUGUUGUCAUCUCUAGGUUAAGCGAGCUUAUAUUGAUUUGUAUUGUAUUGCAUUGUAUUGUAUUGUAUUGUAGGCAGAGCAAUCCAGUUUCUGCAAGCUGCUGCUGCUGGGCAUGCUAUUGUGAUUAUACAUGACUUUGUACAGUUUCAGAUGUGCAAUCAUUAAUUUAUCAUGUUUUUUA